AUGGAAACUGUGUUAGUUAAGAUUGUGAUCAAUAAGAAUAUUGUUAAUAAGUUGAUAGAUAAGUCAAAGGAUGAGCAGAAUAAAAUACUGAAAGUAAUUCAUAAUAUACAACUAGUUGAUAAAAUAAAGUGUAAGAUUAAAAAAGAAGAAGAAGUAGGGUUAUUACUGUCGAUAUGCAGAAAAAUUCACAAAGCAGUCUUCGAUAGAUAUCAAAAUACUUUGGAUAAUAUGCCUGAGGUUUUGAAUGGUAGUAAUCGUGCAGAGUUCGAAAGUUAUGAAGCAUUUAUGGAAAAAGUGAAGAGUAUACGUAUGCUAGAAACAUUUUAUAAGCUGUUUGUAAACAAAGGAUUGGCAGAUAGUGAUGCAUUGAAGAUGUUUAAUAUGAUUGAUACUAAUGAUGAUGCCCAGCAAAAUGAAUCGUGUGGAGUGGUUGAAAAGCGGGAGGAUAUCGUAGGCAUGACUGCAACAAUAAAGAGAAUAAUUUCGGGAAUGGAAGAGAGUAUGAAGGAUACUAAUACUGAAAUGCUCGUAAAAGUACUCGAAGAUAACUUGUGGAGUAUGGAUGAAAAACUGCGUAAAAUGGUAUGCGAUAUGAUAAUAGAUAUAUCCAAAAUGGAUGACUACAGUACUACUGAAUACCUGUAUGAAUUGCUAAAUAGGAUGGAUGAGAUCUUUAUUGAAGCAGAGGCCCUAAAAGAGAAAUACAAGAAAGUAUAUGAUCAAGUAGUAAGUUUUUGCAACGAGAUCGAAAAGAAGAUAUACAUAUGCUUGAUGAAAAGAAUGUUGGAUAUUGCUAGUUCAAUUGCUUGUGAAAUAGACAAAGCAGUGCUUAUGAGGUAUAGUGAGUGCAUUAAGAGAUUUGAAGAUGAGAAAAUGACGCCUGAAGAUUUGAAUAGUAUACUGCUUACUGUUGUGGAAAGCAUAUGCAAAGAGCUGGUUAAUAAUGAUCACAUGUUGAGCAAUCAAAGUGAUAAAGAAAUUGAAGAGACUAUCAAAGCAUUACCAUAUGUUCGAGUGUUAAUACGAAAUUGUGAAAGCAAUCCGUUGAUUAGUGGGGCGCAG
Messenger RNA from Ordospora pajunii, 1062 nucleotides. RefSeq lists its product as uncharacterized. The transcript has a single exon. The record is from RefSeq and is a predicted model, not a curated record. The annotation marks the transcript as partial. NCBI's taxonomy places the organism in Eukaryota, Fungi, Microsporidia, Ordosporidae.